This is a messenger RNA of Harmonia axyridis, 3387 nucleotides long. RefSeq names its product 4-coumarate--CoA ligase 1-like. The coding region runs from base 1799 to 3340 and encodes 513 amino acids. Gene Ontology annotation, molecular function: long-chain fatty acid-CoA ligase activity. The transcript has 6 exons. The record is from RefSeq and is a predicted model, not a curated record. Gene Ontology annotation, biological process: long-chain fatty acid metabolic process; fatty-acyl-CoA biosynthetic process. Lineage: Eukaryota; Metazoa; Arthropoda; Insecta; Coleoptera; Coccinellidae.
UAGAACGUCAAAUCAGCAUAAACAACAAACAAACGUCAGCACAGGAUGGGGAAUGGACAACGAUUAUACGCAAUAAAAAUAAAACUAAACCUAGGAGUGAAGUAAUAUGCACAGGCUCAAAAAAAAACGACAAACUCUAUAAUAAAGGGAGCAGCCGAACGGAAAUGGAUCUAUGUUGGCAGGAUUCAAGGCAAGGACAUCACUGAAAAACAAAUAAAAGAUUAUCUUGGAGAAAUGAAUCAAAAUGAGGAAAUAGAAGUGAAAAAGCUGAAUACGCAAGGCAGCAAUUCAGCUUUCAGUGUUGGGGUACAAACAGAUGAGUUGUUCAAAUCAAUCUGUAGUCCGGAGAUCUGGCCUGAGGGGGUCAUAGUGAGAGAAUUUUCCUUUCGGAAUUUAUUUCAAAAACCUGGAACAAGAAGGAGAGGGGCUGUUGCUUCCCAAUUCAACUGAAUACACUGAUCCAAUUUCUGUUCUUCACCAAAAUGUUCAGUCUAUAACCAAUGUAAUCGAUAACAUAGAAGAUAUGAUUCAAACUUUGGAUAACUUGAAAGCAAUAUGUGUAACUGAACAUUGGAAAAGUUUUGAACAACUUCAGAACCAUAACAUCAAAGGUUUCCACAUAGCCAUUGCCUUCUGUCGCAGCGAAUUCAAACAUGGAGGAAGUGCCAUUUAUUUAAAAAAAGGUAUCAAAUAUCAAGAAAGAAAAGACAUAUUUAAACUUUCAAUUGAGAAGAUAAUGGAAAUUGCCUCAGUUGACAUGAAGAUAGGUACAAAAAUAAUCACUUUAAUAUCACUGUAUACUACCCCAGGGGAAACAAAAAAUUCCUGAAAAAAUUUGAAGAGCUUCUUCAAUUCUAUUGUCAGAAAUUAACUUUGAAAAAGAAGUUCAAACACUAAAUAUAUUAGCCACGAACAAUGUUUCACCAAGAGAUAUGCGAGGAAUCCAUUUCGAACUUUAGUGUAAGCUAUGGAUUCAUCAGAAGGUAUUGAAAUGAUGUAAUAAAUUACAAAAUACUAUAACCUAAUUCUGAAUAACAUCUUUCAACGUCACAUAAUACAAUAGAAGCAAAUUAAUGAUAAAUCCACUAUAUGUCAUGUUGAUUCGGAUUACUGGGAACACCAGCAGUUUCCUCAUUCAGGGCAUGCUUUUUGAAAAAAUGUACUUAUUGACAUUUUAUAAAAGUCACUUUUGAAAAAUUGCAGUGCCUUUUGGGCCACCUGUAGAAAAUUAUCCGAAAAUUGCCAGCAGACUUGGAAAAUUUUUGGGAAUUCAAUAAAAAAUAAAUCGUACAAUUAUAUCGAACGGUUUUCAAGAUAUGAUCUUUAGCUUAAACCAUUGAAACUAAGAUAUUUUCCGAAAAAAGUGGCCUACGUCAAAAAGUACCACAGAUAAAUUAUGACAAGUGUAUUUCGAAAUCAGAAUUUCAUGGAGAAUUCAGAAUUUAUUACAGAGAGAUAAAAUAAUUGAAGACAACAUGCAUAAGCGGAACUUUUUUGAUUUUAUGUAAUUUUUUUAUUGACAGUUGAAUUUUUGCUCUGGGUCUGGUUGCGUUUCGUGUGAUUGUGGCAAUAUACACGUUAUUAUUCCUUUUUUCAUUAUUUUCCAUUUUCACUUGCAGGACAAAUUUUCAUUCUGAAGAAAAGUUGAUUCGAUUGGGGGCCCUACUCAGCGUACCGGUUGAUCCGCCACUGCCUAAAAAGCCACUUUAUCACAGAAGCGGAAAAUCCACUAAUAAUCAAGGCAUUUGGUGAACUGGACAUACGACCAUAUGGAUUAGGCUAUGAAAUUUUCGAAGCAAUGAGAAGAUUUCCUCGAAGGAUAGCUCAAUACAUAGUUGACACCGAAGAAGAGCAAACAUUCGAAGACCUCCUUCAUGACUGCAUACGAGUAGCUAUCAAUUUGAGGGCCGACGAAUUAUCAGAAGAGGACAUUCUUGCCCUCAGUUCCAGCAACCGUAAAGAAACCUGCAUACCGUACUUUGCUGCUUUAUUUCUUGGUAUCAAAGUUAGCGCCUUCGAUACUUCCAUAUCUGUCAAAGAUAGAGCUCACCUAUUGAAGGAAGCCACACCAAAAGUCAUAUUCGUGGAAGCAGAGAUACUGGCCAGUGUUCAAGAGAGCAUAGAAGUUGCUCAAGUUGACACAAAAAUUGUAGUAAUCGGUGGAGAAUCUGGGGAGAAUAGUUCAUUCGAAGAAUAUUUACAGGCUUCUGAUGAUGAGAUAUCGCAAUUCGAACCCGUUAAAUUCGAAUCAGAUAGAAGAACGGCUUCCGUUCUGUUCAGUAGCGGAACAACAGGGUUGCCGAAAGGAAUAUGCUUAUCGCAUUAUGGCAUGUUAAGUCAAGGAUUGUUGCUCGUUCUUUCAGGACUAUUUGGAAACGUGCCAUCCCCAGUGGCUCUGACAUUUUCGCAACUUUACUGGAUAUCUGCUAAUGUGUUUCUCAUUGGCGCAACUGUUUCCGGCACAGCAAGAGUGAUUAUGAAAACCUUCAAUCCGAACGAGCUGUGGAAAGUUGUGGACAAAUAUAAGAUAACUGUAGCUUUCCUUUCGCCAUUUCAAUGCCUUGACUUCAGUAAAUCUUCAAGACCUGAAAGUGUUGACACUUCCAGUUUGCACGCACUGGCCACAGGAGGAGGUCCAAUAUCCGAGAAGCUGGUUCACAGUUUGAGAGAUGUGCUACCGGGAACAUUCAUAAUGCAAUUAUAUGGACAAACGGAGGUGUGUGGAGCAUCGACGAUGUUUCAGACCAGAAGGAUUGAUGAUCAGCUUUUAUUGCAUUACAAGCCAGGAUCAGUUGGCAGGCCGAUGCCUGGUUUUUGGAUGAAGAUUGUGAACACAGAAACUGGAGAGCUUCUUGGGCCUAACGAGAAUGGAGAACUUCGGAUCAAAUCGGACUUUUUGAUGGUUGGUUACCAUCAGAGAGAUUGCUCAGAAGCCUACGACGAACACGGAUGGUUUAAAACAGGAGAUGUCGCCUACUAUGAUGAGUUCCAGUGCUUUUACAUUGUCGAUAGAAUAAAAGAAAUGCUCAAGUUCCGUGGUUGGCACGUACAACCAGUCAUGCUUGAAAAUGUAUUGAUGUCGCAUCCAGCAGUAUCGGGGGCAGUCGUUGUUGGUAUACCCGAUGAAGAGGAUGGGGAUCAUCCUAUGGGUUUGGUUGUACUCAAAGAAGAUUUUUUCGAUAUUGACCCAAAAGUAUUAGAGGUUUUUGUUGAGGAGAGAGUUCAGGAUCGUCAAAGAUUGAGAGCUGGCGUGAAAAUAAUUGAUCAUAUACCGAUCACGAACACUGGAAAAAUUAAAAGACUUUUCUUAAAAAACUGCGUCAUAAAUGGAGAAAUAUGAAAUAAUUUCGAUUUUUGAUUUCGAAUUAAUAAAAAAGAUACAUUGUU